This is a messenger RNA of Spodoptera exigua (beet armyworm), 2332 nucleotides long. The record is from the annotation of a GenBank genome assembly. NCBI's taxonomy places the organism in Eukaryota, Metazoa, Arthropoda, Insecta, Lepidoptera, Noctuidae.
GUCACACUCACUCUGACUUUAUUUACGUACGACACGCUGUGGACGCUGUUAUUUUGUAUAAUUCUGUGGUAUUUUAGCUUGUGUGGUUAUUUCCGUAAAUUAUUUAUAAGUAGUAUAAACCUUGACAUAUAAGAAUCAUGGAAAGUAAAACUACAAAAAUGCCCAAAGUGGCAAAGGUGAAAAACAAAGCGCCAGCCGAAAUACAAAUUACUGCUGAACAACUUCUAAGAGAAGCUAAAGAAAGAGACUUGGAGAUUUUACCACCGCCACCAAAACAAAAGAUUUCUGACCCUGAAGAGCUGAGAGACUACCAACACCGCAAGAGAAAAGCAUUUGAAGAUAAUAUCAGGAAGAAUAGACUUGUCAUAGGGAAUUGGCUCAAAUAUGCUCAGUGGGAAGAAUCACAAAAGCAGGUCCAGAGGGCAAGAUCAAUUUAUGAGAGAGCUCUGGAUGUUGACCAUCGAAAUGUUACCCUGUGGUUGAAGUAUACAGAAAUGGAGAUGAGGAACAGGCAAGUGAACCAUGCUCGAAACUUGUGGGACAGAGCAGUCACUAUACUGCCAAGAGUCUCACAGUUUUGGUAUAAGUACACCUACAUGGAAGAAAUGUUGGAGAAUGUUGCAGGAGCCAGACAGGUAUUUGAACGCUGGAUGGAGUGGCAGCCAGAUGAACAAGCAUGGCAAACAUACAUAAACUUUGAACUAAGAUACAAAGAACUGGACAGAGCUAGACAGAUCUAUGAAAGGUUUGUUAUGGUGCAUCCUGAUGUUAAGAACUGGAUCAAAUAUGCAAGGUUUGAAGAAAAUCAUGGAUUUAUAAAUGGUGCCAGAAAAGUAUUUGAAAGAGCUGUUGAGUUCUUUGGUGAUGAAGAUCUUGAUGAAAGACUGUUUAUUGCCUUUGCUAAGUUUGAAGAAAAUCAAAAAGAACAUGAUAGAGCUAGAGUUAUUUACAAAUAUGCAUUAGACCAUAUUCCAAAAGACAGAAAUAAGGAAUUAUACAAAGCAUAUACAAUACAUGAGAAAAAAUAUGGGGAUAGGUCUGGUAUUGAAGAUGUUAUUGUAAACAAGAGGAAGUAUAUGUAUGAACAGGAAGUAAUUGAGAAUCCAACUAACUAUGAUGCUUGGUUUGAUUAUAUUAGACUGGUUGAGAAUGAAGGAAAUGUUGAUGACAUCAGGGAUACUUAUGAAAGAGCUAUAGCCAAUGUGCCUCCGUCUAAAGACAAGCAGUUCUGGCGACGAUACAUAUAUUUGUGGAUUAAUUAUGCUCUAUAUGAAGAAUUAGAAGCAGAAGACACUGAAAGAACGAGGCAAGUCUAUAGAACAUGUCUGGAAUUAAUACCGCACAAGAUAUUUACAUUUUCCAAAAUAUGGCUGAUGUAUGCCCAAUUUGAAGUAAGAUGCAAAGACUUAAAACAAGCAAGAAAGACCUUAGGUAUGGCUCUUGGAAUCUGUCCAAGAGACAAACUUUACAGGGGUUACAUUGAUAUGGAAAUUCAAUUGAGAGAAUUUGAUAGAUGUAGAAUAUUAUAUCAAAAGUUCUUAGAAUAUGGCCCAGAAAAUUGCAUAACAUGGAUAAAGUUUGCAGAGUUAGAAACAUUACUUGGUGAUACAGAUAGGGCUAGAGCUAUUUAUGAAAUAGCAGUGGGACAGCCAAGACUUGAUAUGCCAGAGCUGUUAUGGAAAAGUUACAUAGACUUUGAAGUACAACAAGGAGAAACAGAAAAGGCAAGACAACUCUAUGAAAGGUUGUUGGAGAGAACAGUCCAUGUAAAAGUUUGGCUUUCCUAUGCAAAGUUUGAAUUAAAUGCCGAAAACCCUGAUGAUAUCAAUGUAGAUCUAGCGAGGCGUGUAUAUGAGCGUGCUAAUGAUAGCCUCAGAAGUGCUGGUGAAAAAGAGGCCAGAGUACUUCUACUGGAAGCAUGGAAAGACUUUGAAACAGAAAUUGGUGAGGAAGAAAAACUUGAAAAGGUCCUAUCUAAAAUGCCACGAAGAGUUAAAAAGAGACAGAAGAUUAUUAGUGAAAGUGGUGUUGAAGAAGGAUGGGAAGAAGUAUUUGAUUACAUUUUCCCAGAAGAUGAAAUGGUUAGACCUAAUCUUAAACUUCUCGCUGCUGCAAAACAAUGGCGUAAACAAAAAGAAGUCUUACAACCAGCUGAAUCAGAAACCAAAACUAAUCAAGAAGAAACAAAGGAGGAUGAUAAUAAUGAUGAUGAUGAUAACAAUAGUGAAGAAGAACAAACACCUCCACAACCACAGGAGCAGAAUGAAAAAGAGGAUGAAAGUUAAUUUGAUGUUUAAAAUAAGAUCAAAAUAAAAGAUUUUCUGUAAUUUUA